Molecule: messenger RNA, 2139 nt
Organism: Lipotes vexillifer (Yangtze River dolphin)
Lineage: Eukaryota; Metazoa; Chordata; Mammalia; Artiodactyla; Lipotidae
Gene: NOLC1
Product: nucleolar and coiled-body phosphoprotein 1
Exons: 13
Coding region: 1-2139 (712 amino acids)
Cellular component (GO): nucleolus; nucleoplasm
Molecular function (GO): protein binding
Source: RefSeq, a predicted model, not a curated record
AUGGCGGACGCCGGUUUGCGCCGCGUGGUUCCCAGCGACCUGUAUCCCCUCGUGCUCGGCUUUCUGCGCGAUAACCAGCUCUCGGACGUGGCCAACAAGUUCGCCAAGGCAACAGGCGCUACCCAGCAGGAUGCCAACGCCUCUUCCCUCUUGGACAUCUAUAGUUUCUGGCUCAAGUCCACCAAGGCCCCAAAGCGGAAGUUACAGGCAAAUGGACCAGUGACUAAGAAGGCUAAGAAGAAGACUUCAUCCAGUGACAGCAGUGAGGACAGCAGUGAGGAGGAAAAAGCCCAAGGGCCUCCCGCUAAGAAAGCUGCUGUACCUGCCAAGCGGGCCAGUCUGCUUCAGCAUCCUGGAAAGGCUGCAGUCAAGGCAUCAGAGAGCAGCAGCAGCAGUGAAGAAUCCAGUGAUGAUGAGGAGGAGGACAAAAAGAAAAAGCCUGUCCAGAAGGGAGUUAAGCCCCAAGCCAAGAUAGUCAAAGCUCCUCCUAAGAAGGCCAAGAGCUCUGAUUCUGAUUCUGACUCAAGCUCAGAGGAUGAGGUGCCAAAGAACCAGAAGCCAAAGACAACACCCAUGGCAGCUAAAGCUCAGGCUAAAGCCCUAGCCAAACCAGCUCGUCCAGCACCUAAAGUAGUCAAUGGCAAAGCAGCUGGUAGUAACAGCAGCAGCAGCAGUAGCAGCAGCAGCAGUGAUGAUGACUCAGAGGAGCGGAAGGCAGCAGCCGUAUCUAAGAAGGUAAAAUGGGCCUUAGUUUCUAGCAGGAAGGAAGGGACUGGGGAUGGGGAGACUGUACCUAAAAAGCAAGCUGUGGCCAAGGCCCCAGUGAAAGCAGCUGCCGCUCCUGCCCAAAAGAGUUCCAGCAGUGAGGACUCCUCCAGUGAGGAGGAGGAGGAGGAAGAGCAGAAGAAAAAACCCAUGAAGAAAAAACCAGGUCCCUAUAGUUCAGUUCCCCCGCCUUCUGUUCCCCCACCCAAGAAGUCCCUGGGAAUUCAGGCUCCCAAGAAAGCUGCAGAGAAGCAGCAGCCUGUGGAGAGCAGUGAGGACAGCAGCGACGAGUCUGAUUCAAGUUCUGAGGAAGAAAAGAGACCCCCAGCUAAGGCAGUCAUCUCCAAAGCAACUACUAAACCAGCUCCAGCAAAGAAGGCAGCAGAGAGCUCUUCAGACAGCUCAGACUCUGACAGUUCCGAGGAUGAAGCUCCUGCUAAGCCAGCCAGUACCACCAAGAAUUCCUCAGGUAAGCCAGCUGCCACUCCCAAGCAGCCUGCAGCCGCUGGCCAGAAGCCUCUGACCAGAAAGGCUGAUAGCACCUCCAGCGAGGAGGAGAGCAGUUCCAGUGAGGACGAGAAGACGAAGGCUGUAGCCAGCCCUAAGGCCAAGGUGACGGCCACCGCAGCUCCGUCUCUGCCUGCCAGGCAGGCCUCUCAGGGUGGUGGGGACAGCAGCUCUGAGUCAGACAGCUCCAGCAGCGAGGAGGACAAGGAAGAGAAGACGCCUAAACCCCCAGCCAAAAAGAAGCCACAGAAGGCAGGGGGAACUGUAGCCCCUUCCAAACCAGCCUCUGUGAAGAAAGCAAAGGCCGAGAGCAGCAGCACUUCUUCCUCUGAGGACUCCAGUGAGCAGGAGGAAGAGGAGAAGCCCAAGGCCAAGGGCACCCCAAGACCACAAACCGCCAAGGCCAAUGGCACCUCUGCACUGACUGUCCAGAAUGGAAAAGCAGACAAGGACGGCAACGAGGAGGAGGGGGGCAAGAAAAAGGCAGCAGUGGCAGUUGCUAUGCCAGGUUCAGGAAAGAAGCGGAAGCAGAAUGAGGCUGCUAAGGAGGCAGAGACUCCUCCAGCCAAGAAGAAAAAGCCCCAGACCCCCAACACGUUUCCUAAAAGGAAGAAAGGAGAACGAAGGGGAUCCUCCCCAUUCCGAAGAAUCAGGGAAGAGGAGAUUGAGGUGGAUGCUCGAGUGGCAGACAAUUCCUUUGACGCCAAGCGGGGUGCAACCGGAGACUGGGGGGAGCGAGCCAAUCAAGUUCUGAAGUUCACCAAAGGCAAAUCCUUCCGGCACGAGAAAACCAAGAAGAAGCGGGGCAGUUACCGGGGAGGCUCCAUCUCUGUCCAAGUCAAUUCUGUUAAGUUUGACAGCGAGUGA